CCUCACAAUGCGCUUCAGCAGCACGCAGCCCACACAGAGACGUCAGCGUUCUAGUGAAGCGGACUCUCAGAGCAAACGAAGAUGAAGACGCCACAGCUCCUCAUCCUCCUCCUAACGAUCAUGGUCCACGCCGGCUCCGGGUUCCCCUCCGACAGGAAACCCGCCCAAGGCCGGGAGAAGCACGCCUCCUGGGACGACGUGAACGUGGUGGCCCACGGCCUCCUGCAGCUGGGCCAGGGUCUGAAGGAGCACGUGGACAAGACCAAAGCCCAGAUGAGGGACGUCAACACCAAGCUGAAGGCCUUCAACAACACAGUGGCCGAGCUGCAGAGGCGGCAGCAGGAGCAAGGCGCCGCUCUGGAGGCCAGAGGAGAGGAGGCGGAGGAGAGGGCAGAGGCGGCCGCUCAGCUGGCAGAGGAGGUGAGGGCCAGGGUGGACGAGGUGAGGAAGGAGAGCGACGACAUCCACUCCAGGAUGGGCAAGCUGGAGGAGAAGGUGCAGGAGGUGCUCGCGGAGCCAGCGCUGGACACCAACGACAGCGACCACUCAGGAGUGCUGCUGAUCCAGAGGCUGGUGGCGGCUCAGAACCGACGCAUCGACCAGCUGGUGGACAAGAUCAGGCAGCAGCAGGACAAGCUGGAGAAGCAGAGCCUGCACCUGCAGGCGCUGCAGAGCAAGGUGGCCCAGAGGAGAGUCAAGUCCCACCGACGCAGAGACGACGAGACGGCGCUGAAGGGAGAGCCGGAGCAGAGCGCGGCCACGCCAGGCUUGGCCAGAGACUGCCAUGACCUGUUUGUACAGGGGCAGCGAGCCAGCGGCGUCUACGUCAUCCAGCCCGAGGCCUCCAAACCCGUCAACGUCCUCUGUGAAAUGACUGCAGAAGGCGGAUGGACCGUCAUCCAGAAGCGUCAGGACGGAUCCCAGAACUUCAACCAGCAGUGGGAGAGCUACAAGAAAGGCUUCGGCAGCCUUCACGGUGAGUUCUGGCUGGGCCUGGACAACAUCCACUCCGUCACCAAACAGGGCGGCUACGUUCUGCAGGUGGAGCUGUCCGAUCGGGCCGGGGCGCAGCAGGCGGCCCGCUACCGGGUCCAAGUGGACGGAGAGGAGGAGAAGUUCGCCCUGCACCUGGAGCAGGAGCAGGAGCAGGAGCCUCCGUCUGGGCCUCGGGGGGGAGCGCUGAGCACGGGCGCCUCCGGGGUCCCCUUCUCCACGGCCGACAGCGACAACGACCUCGCGGCCGACGUCAGCUGUGCCCAGCUGCUCUCAGGCGGCUGGUGGUUCAGCAGCUGCGGCGAGUCCAACCUCAACGGUAGAUACCCCAGAAGGCCGAGCCAGCUCCGGAGACGGCAGGUCAGGAGGCAGGCCAUGUUCUGGGACAGGAACUACUCCCUGAGGACCACGGUUCUGAAGGUGGCGCCCGCAGCAGUGAAGCAAUGAGCUCAUCGCCGUCGCAAGGGACCGAGCGGAGGACUCGUUAUUUAUAAAGUGAACUGCUGAACUACUAAAGGACUGAUGACUGUGUCUCUCCUGGUGCAUAUGUCUAUGCUACAGCAUAUGACGGCUAUCGUCUGAGUGUCAUAUUGACAGCAUGACUGUCCCUUUAUAAGGGUUUUAUUUAAUCUCGUUUUGUAUGUGUUUAUGUUGUACAUAAGCCAUGUACAGUUGUAUAGUGUUGUCUUCGAACUUUUAUAGAAACAUUUUGUAUGAAGUGUUUGAAAAUGUCUGUAAAAGCUUUUUCAUUAAAGAGGCAAUAAUUUGUAUAGUUUAAUACAAAAGCAGAGCGUCUUGUCGUAAAGCAGUUCGUUUACUGUAAAUUAGAGUCGAUGUCGCUACAGCAUCAUCGCCCCCUGCUGGUGUAAAAACACAGUACAACCAAUCAGGUGAAUAGAUAAAUAAUAUAACAAUAAAAUGCAACAAUGAUUGGCAGUUUG
Molecule: messenger RNA, 1934 nt
Organism: Betta splendens (Siamese fighting fish)
Lineage: Eukaryota; Metazoa; Chordata; Actinopteri; Anabantiformes; Osphronemidae
Product: angiopoietin-related protein 4-like
Exons: 7
Coding region: 82-1440 (452 amino acids)
Biological process (GO): triglyceride homeostasis
Molecular function (GO): enzyme inhibitor activity
Source: RefSeq, a predicted model, not a curated record